AUGAUGGACAAGGUGCAUCAAGACGCAAAGGAGCCCUCGCCUUCUUGCGAGAUGGACGACCGAAAUGACGGGACUGUUGAUACCUUGUCUCUAGAAGAUGAGAAGAAACUUGUUCGCAAGAUUGAUCUUCGUCUUAUGCCAUUGCUCAUUAUCAGUUAUGGUUUGCAGUACCUGGACAAGACCAGUCUGGCGUACAGUGCUAUUCUUGGACUUAGAGAGGACCUAGAACUCGUUGGCCAACAAUUCAGCUGGGCUUCCAGUGUCUUCUACAUCGGCUACCUCGUCGCCUCAUACCCCAUCUCGCUCGGCUUCGUCAAGUUCCCUCUUGGCAAAUAUCUCAGCGUUUUAAUGUUCAUCUGGGGUAUCGUCCUCACCCUUCACUCGGUCGCACACAAUUUCGCCAGUCUUAUGGUCCUUCGGUUCUUCCUCGGUGUCUUUGAGAGUGCCAUCAGUCCCGGUUUCUCGCUCAUCACCGGCAUGUGGUACACUCCCAACGAGCACGUUUCUCGCCACUCGUUCUGGUUCGCUGGUAAUGCCUCGGCUAGCAUGGUGGGCGCCAUGAUUGCCUAUGGUAUUUUGGGGUACACUGGACCGAUCUCUCAGUGGAAGAUGCUCUUCCUCAUCUUUGGUCUCAUUACGAUCGCAUGGUCUAUCUUCACAUUCUUCAUGCUGCCCGACUCUCCCUCGACUGCCAAGUUCCUGACUACUUCUGAAAGGGAAUUCGCUUCUCUCCGACCCAAGAAGUUCCAGCGCACAACACAGACCAAGAAGUGGGAUCGCAGUCAAUUUAUUGAGACUAUGAAGGACAUCAAGUCUUGGUGGUUCUUCAUCUUUUCUUUCGUCAUCUGUGUUCCCAAUGGAGGAACUACCAGCUUCAGCACAAUUGUUAUCAAGAGCUUCGGUUACGAUGAGCACCAGACUAUUCUAAUGGGCCUUCCCGCAUCCGCCUUCCAACUCACCACUGUCAUCUUGGUAGCCGUCUUUACCACCUAUGUCCGCAAGUCGCGCCACAUCGCCCUUGUUUUGACUUACAUCAUGGCCAUCGCUGGUAUCCUCAUGAUCAAGCUGCUUCCCAACGCCGAGAAACUCGCCCGUCUGGCAGGUUUCUGGCUUAUCAUGGCUGUCGCCCCAGCAUUCCCACUCAUGCUCUCACUCUCGGCUAGUAACAUUGCCGGCUUUACCAAGAAGUCUACUGUCAUGGCCAUGAUCUUCCUUGGCUACUGUGCAGGAAACUUGUCCGGGCCUCAGUUCUUUAUUAGCACCGAAGCGCCCAACUAUCAUACUGCGUAUACAACCAUUCUGGCAUGCUUUGCAAUUACAAUUGCACUUGUUGUUGGAAUAUACUUGUACUUGAACUGGGAGAAUCGUCGUCGAGACCAGGAGCAGGGAGUGAAGAGGGAUCCAGAGGAGUCUCGACGCGUGGAUCUUAGCGCUGAUGGCACGCUUCUUCAAGUGGAUGAGACUGAUAAAGAGAAUAGGAACUUCAGAUACAUUUUGUAA
Molecule: messenger RNA, 1500 nt
Organism: Fusarium venenatum
Lineage: Eukaryota; Fungi; Ascomycota; Sordariomycetes; Hypocreales; Nectriaceae
Product: major facilitator superfamily domain-containing protein
Biological process (GO): transmembrane transport
Cellular component (GO): membrane
Molecular function (GO): transmembrane transporter activity
Source: RefSeq, a predicted model, not a curated record